Molecule: messenger RNA, 1977 nt
Organism: Trypanosoma rangeli
Lineage: Eukaryota; Euglenozoa; Kinetoplastea; Trypanosomatida; Trypanosomatidae
Exons: 1
Coding region: 1-1977 (658 amino acids)
Source: RefSeq, a predicted model, not a curated record
AUGGCUGAGCCCAUUCUGCGAGUGGGAGGCGCUGCUGUGCUUGGCGAGUUUUGCGAGGUGAAGGGUCCAGUAGUGAGGUUGCUCUUUUGUUUGCAGGGUCCACAUGGUACUCCAAUGCAGCUUGACAGGCGUUCUUGGCCACCGCUCAUCGCCGGCAUGUUAGAUGAACUUGUGGAGCUCAGCAUGGGCUCCGACUACGCCAUUGGCAACGGGACAGGCGGCGUGUGUGGGGCCUCCGUGACGCACCUUAUGUUGGACCCGCUUCGUUGGGACGGAGCCUCCGCCAUGGCUCACGUGGCUCGUGUGAAUGUCCCAGACGUCUUUGCCCGCGGUCACCAACGUGCUCUCAGUGUCGCACUCAUCUGUCCCGUGUUGCAUGUGUCUCUGGCGCUCUCGCGGUGGAUGGCUGACUACUGCCAGCGAAUUGCACGCCGUUUGGUUCACGGGGCGUACCUCUCUUAUGAGGAAGACGUGCGGCGAUGCCAGAAGGCGAUUUCACUGCUCCUGGAGGCCCCAGACAAGGAGACGCUGCUCUCGCCGCACACCUGCCAGUUCCUGCAGCAAGAGCUGCAGAUCAUCAAUCAUCUACAUGAAAGAAGCCAGUUGCUUGAAUUGUCUGCGCCUCCUUCCCAAGAGAGUGACGUCACCGUGCCACUCGCGGAGGCCGUGGAGUUGGCAGAAAACCUGAUUAAUGGCAGAGGCACCGUCCCACUUCGCCCACUAGACGUGGUGUGUGGACCAUGCUACACCGUGGCCUUGGAGGAGAUGAAAAGCCUCUUGCACUACUACUCCCUGGACGUCCCGACCUUGCUGGAAGGCGCCCUCGGCACAUUGCCUAGUGCGUUUCAAGUGCUCCAUUCCCCCUUUCCCGAGCUUGCACAGGACGAGACGAAGGGGCAUGCGCUGGAUGCACCUCAGUUCUUUAACGUGGGAGAGUUGCGUGUUCUGGAUCCGCUACGGUCCGACGUUAAUUUUUCUUUAAACGAUUGUUUGCCGUCAUGGUCGCACUUCACGGCCCUUUACGAUCCUUAUUUAUACAGCACUCUUAGGAACUACGGUGCCCAGCACGUGGUGGGGCUGGCGUACAAUGCGUUGCGAUGCAAACCGAUUAUUGUGUGUGGGUACGAUGAAAAUAGCGUUGUGGAUGCCAUGAAGGUGGCGUGUCUCUUUGUGCCUGGCCUGCUGCAGGGCCGGGAACACGCUCUUCGCCUGGGCAUUAUCCCGUUCACCUCCUCGCAGCUUCUCUCCGCGGAGGACAUUCACCGGUUUGCCGUCGUGGGUUGUCAUGUGAAUGCGGCUCUGCUUUACGGCGCACCGCGCUUUGCGCAGGCGUGUACGUGGCACGUGGGACGCCAUGAGACGACACGCGGAGGUUGUACAAUGAAGUUGUACGGGGAGCAAUACGAUUCGUCUCGCACGAUAGGGCACUAUCCGUCCCUCUCCGUGCUGGCACCCUCGUUGACAGCAGACGCAGACGCAGCAAGGACGCCACUCACAACGUGGUUGUCGUCACUCCUUCAGUCCUUAGCGGAGCCUGAGGAAAGGGCCGGGGGACUUUUGUGGGAACUUGCGGAUGUCUUGCGCCAGAAGGUGGUGAACACGGCACAGGAGGCAGCUCUGUCGGACCACGUGCGUCUGCUGUUGAAGCGUCUGUUGUUCGAUUACUGCUCUCACGCCUCUCUGCUUUUGCAGCACCUACGGAGUCGCCGUCGAUUCCAACCUUCGGCGACCGCACCUGCAUCGCCGCCGCCUCGUUUUUCUGUGUUGCGUAGCAGCUUCAUUGGAGGCGACAGCGAUGCCCUGCCGUGGGUCUGGAGCGACGUGGACACGGACAUGACGCUGCGCACCUUCUUUGGCGUCAGUUUGGCAGCUCGCGGCGAUGUCAUUAUUGUCACGGAGCUGCUGAAACGUAUGGCCAUUGUCGUGGCGUGGAGUUUUUUGCCGCGGCCUGAAGGCAAUCGUCGGGAAGAGGCAUGA